AUGUUGGCUACCAAUUCAGUGGGAGAACCUGUAUUCUCAUUAGAUAGAGGUCCAGAGAUUGUACAACGAUCAUUAAAUGGUAAACUUGUUAAAGACUCUAUAAUUAAUAUUGAAGAUUAUUUGAAA
This is a messenger RNA of Racocetra fulgida, 126 nucleotides long. NCBI's taxonomy places the organism in Eukaryota, Fungi, Glomeromycota, Glomeromycetes, Diversisporales, Gigasporaceae. The record is from the annotation of a GenBank genome assembly.